AUGGCUGAGGAUAUUACUACUUUGUGGGAUAGAUUGUCUCUCACGGAAGAGGAGUCUAAGGAUGUUGUUGUAAAGGAAGGUGAUAUUCAUGCAACUUUGGAAAGGGGUAGAUUCUGUUUGAUUGGUAAGAUUAUCACUGAAAAGAGGGUGAAUCGAGAUGCUUUUAAGGGUACUAUGUUGAAAAUAUGGAAAGUGGACACUACUGUAAACAUUGUUGACGUGGGCUUUAAUCUUUUCCUCUUCGAGUUUGCUAAUGAAACUGACUUGCAAAAGGUGUGCGAUGGCCAGCCUUGGUCUUUUGAUCAAUGUCUCCUUUGUAUCAAAUACUUUGAUGGCCUUACUUCUCCGUCUGCUAUGCCCUUCACUCAUACUUACUUAUGGAUUCAGUUACAUAACUUGCCUUUUGGAUGUAUGAAUGCUGAGAUUGGUGUUCAAUUGGGUAGUUCAGUUGGGAAAGUAAUUCAUGUGGAGGCUGAUGAGAUGGGUAUUUGUUGGGGAAGGUACCUUCGUGUUCUGCUCGAGUUGGAUUUCACUAUGCCAUUGAUUCGUGGGAAGAUGAUUAAUGUUUAUGGGAAGAGGUCUUUUAUUCAGUUCAAGUAUGAGAGAAUGCCGAGAUUUUGUUUCUAUUGUGGACUGCUCUUACAUGGUACGAAUGGGUGCUCUCAAAAGCCUUAUGUUGGCUCUGAAAGGGAUGUUUCAAAUCUUCAAUAUGGUAGUUGGAUGAGAGCCUCUAUUACUGGUCCAUACUUGGGACUUAGCAAGUUUGUUUCUGCUAUUCCCAUGGAUUGUUUUCUGCUGUUGAAGGAAGGAAGAUGA
This is a messenger RNA of Juglans regia (Persian walnut), 816 nucleotides long. RefSeq lists its product as uncharacterized. Bases 1 to 816 code for a protein of 271 amino acids. The record is from RefSeq and is a predicted model, not a curated record. The transcript has a single exon. Lineage: Eukaryota; Viridiplantae; Streptophyta; Magnoliopsida; Fagales; Juglandaceae.